GAUAGUGGGAUUAGUGUAUGGACUAUGGAGCCCACACGAACCAAUGAGAGGGUGAAUGUCGACAUAAUGAAUAUCCCCAAAAAACAAAGAGAAAAUUAUUCUCCAAUAACUUUUUAGGGAAAAAGAAUUUAAUUAUCCAUCAACCAGUGCGGUACCCUCAUAUAAAACUCAUUUUUUCUCAGGUCACACAAACAAUCCUCUGCAAAAAUAUCACCAUUUCUCCUUCUUUUGCUUAGCGUUAAUUUUUGUAAAUCCGGCGGGGGAAGCCGUUGUUUCUCUCAGUAAAAGGCUCAUGGCAUCCAAGAGGAUCUUGAAGGAGCUCAAGGAUCUUCAGAAGGAUCCUCCUACCUCUUGCAGCGCUGGUCCUGUUGCUGAGGACAUGUUUCAUUGGCAAGCUACCAUUAUGGGUCCUCCAGAUAGUCCAUAUGCAGGCGGUGUUUUCCUAGUUACCAUUCAUUUUCCUCCAGAUUAUCCUUUCAAGCCUCCUAAGGUAGCUUUCAGGACAAAAGUUUUCCACCCAAAUAUUAACAGCAACGGGAGCAUAUGCCUAGAUAUAUUGAAGGAGCAGUGGAGCCCUGCACUAACCAUUUCCAAGGUGUUGCUCUCGAUUUGUUCUUUGUUGACGGACCCAAACCCUGAUGACCCGUUGGUGCCUGAGAUUGCCCAUAUGUACAAAACGGACAGGACCAAGUAUGAGACCACUGCAAGGAGCUGGACCCAGAAAUACGCCAUGGGAUGAUGCUGCUGUUUUGGUAUCAUUAUGGUCUUACAUUUAUUUAACUAUGUUUUUCUUUUCCUUUCUCAAAAAAUUUAUAAUUGUAAGUGUGAAAUAGUCUAAUCGGUCUUUCAAGUCCUAAAUUUGGACGUAGUCGGAGAAAGGGAAGACACAUGUUGCUUUCAAAGUGUUGUAUAUUUAUUGAACUUGAAAAACAUUUACAUCUAAUAGUAUCUCGUGGGUGUUGUCCCAAUUUCUUCU
Molecule: messenger RNA, 976 nt
Organism: Salvia miltiorrhiza (redroot sage)
Lineage: Eukaryota; Viridiplantae; Streptophyta; Magnoliopsida; Lamiales; Lamiaceae
Product: ubiquitin-conjugating enzyme E2-17 kDa-like
Exons: 5
Coding region: 293-739 (148 amino acids)
Biological process (GO): protein polyubiquitination
Cellular component (GO): nucleus
Molecular function (GO): ubiquitin conjugating enzyme activity
Source: RefSeq, a predicted model, not a curated record